Molecule: messenger RNA, 1251 nt
Organism: Pomacea canaliculata
Lineage: Eukaryota; Metazoa; Mollusca; Gastropoda; Architaenioglossa; Ampullariidae
Exons: 2
Coding region: 444-887 (147 amino acids)
Source: RefSeq, a predicted model, not a curated record
GGAGGGGAAGGAGUGAAGGUAUGAAUGGAGAAUCAGUGCUGGUUUACAUUUUCCCAAGAGCCUCUUGCAUUUUGCCCCUUGCCAUUCGCUUCUGUGGUCUGCAGAAAGUAACGGGUGGCAUUCAUGCUGUCUGUCAAGCUGGCUGUCUUGUGUAUCCCAGGCGGAAAGUAUGAACAGUCGUGGGACGAGUUGUCUCGGUGCCUUCUGCAACAUUUUGCGAUGUGCAAGAAAGGCCGACCCUGAGCGCGUGCCAGGCUAGUCGCUGCUAACUGCCGAGCAGCAGCCACAUCUCGUCAGGGAUGUGCCGUUAGUCUAGUGUCGACAAAAAAUAUGAAGAGCUGUUUAUGAAGCUCAGUUCCGUGUGGUCUGGGAUGUGGAACGCCUUCAUACACGGAAUUUAGAGAGUUUUAAACAUACUCGACUCUCUUUCCGCAUCAGUGAAGAUGCCGUGUGUACGGAACUCUCUGCUUCUAACGAUGUUUGCUACCUGGACGCUGUGUUUGAAAGAUGAUGAGGCCCCUCCUCAGCUAGAGGGUCCCGCUGAGCAGAUAUCCCACCAAUAUCCUGAACAAGUGUCUUCAGGGGCUAAAUCUGAGACAUACCCGCCACUCGUACAUCCAGCCAUCUGGCAAGACGUUUCCCCAGUCAAUCCCCGUGCGGUUACUAACGGACGGCACCACCCGAGGUUAGCGAUCCUGAUGGACAAAUUCAAGUGGCUCACCGACACAGAGGAAGGGUUACUUCAGUCAAUAAAUGAGCAAAACUUCAACUCGGAGUGGCGAGAGCGCAAACAGACGGGCACAGGUGAUACGUGGGCAGAUGAAAAGUUCAUUCAGCCAAAACAAACAAGCUUUCUUUCGAGGAGAAUGGGGAAUCGCCAUUUCUAGAUAAGAAAGUCGCUGUCAGCUUUCUGUCUAAGAAGCCUUUCCCUCAACGGGGACAUAGACAUAAAACAGUCUAAGCGUUUCCAAUCAGUCAAUGGACUUCAUUCCUCCUGCAUGUUUGUAUUAAAAUGUCGACUUCAGUUUUCAAACUCUACCACGUCGCUUGCAUGUUUCUUGUCUAUGCGCAGUUGUUGACUGCUGUCCCUUUUAAACAGACCUGGUAAAUUGCCGUUUGCCCAGGUCUUUAUUCAGCCAUGUCACCAUUUUGUGAAUUCUGGGUUGCAUAUUCAAAAGAUUUGAAUGACCUGUUACAAAGUCACUCGUAACUUUAUGUUGAAGCGAAUCAAUAAAGCAGACUUCUACUUUA